Molecule: messenger RNA, 571 nt
Organism: Pezoporus occidentalis (night parrot)
Lineage: Eukaryota; Metazoa; Chordata; Aves; Psittaciformes; Psittacidae
Product: lysine-specific demethylase 6B-like
Exons: 3
Source: RefSeq, a predicted model, not a curated record
AUGGGUCCCAUCGUUCCCUAUGGGGCCCCAUUGUUCCCUAUGGGUCCCAUUGUUCCCUAUGGGCCCCAUUGUUCCCUAUGGGCCCCAUUGUUCCCUAUGGGGCCCCAUUGUUCCCUAUGGGCCCCAUUGUUCCCUAUGGGGCCCCAUUGUUCCCUAUGGGCUGUUGCUCGCAGGCUGGAUGCAUCGCGCCGUGGAGCCGCUGGGGGGCAGGGCCGGUCGGGACCCCUUCGCCGUGGGGAGCCUGGGCUGCGGUGGGGCCUGGGCCGCCUGCCCCCCACCCCGGGCCUGGCUGCCCGCCACCAGGUGCUCUUCCAGCCUCGGGCAGGCCCCGCUGCCCCCCCACCUCCUGCCCCCCCACGGAGGCAAUGGGGUCCCCCCCCACAAGUCCUUCUACCCCCCAGGGGCCGCCCCCCCGCCCCGGGCGCCGCUGGAGCCGCCCCCCCCGGGGUGCGUGCGGCUGCUGCCCUGGGAGCCGCCUGCAGAGGGCGCCGCGGAGCUGGAGAGCGCCUGCCCCGGGCGGGCCCGAGGGGCGCGGGGGGAGCUGGCGGUGCGGCUGCGGGGGCUGCAGCAG